Molecule: messenger RNA, 3673 nt
Organism: Leucoraja erinaceus (little skate)
Lineage: Eukaryota; Metazoa; Chordata; Chondrichthyes; Rajiformes; Rajidae
Gene: fbxl16
Product: F-box and leucine-rich repeat protein 16
Exons: 6
Coding region: 222-1622 (466 amino acids)
Biological process (GO): SCF-dependent proteasomal ubiquitin-dependent protein catabolic process
Cellular component (GO): SCF ubiquitin ligase complex
Molecular function (GO): protein binding
Source: RefSeq, a predicted model, not a curated record
AGCCUCUGGCGGUGUCGCUAGUGCCUGAUCUCUCCGGCAGCGUGGGCGUUGCCCGCCGGGCCCCGGCUGUGUGUACACGGGCACUCGGCUCGCUGGCUGCUCACCGCCGCACUCACCUCCCGGCCAGGCGGAUGGAGAGGGCGAAGAGCCGGGGUUGUAAGCGGCCGUGGCUCCUUCGCUGAGAAGCGACCAGUUGGCGGCUGGAGCAGCGAAUUUGAGAAAUGUCUACACAUAGCUCCAGUGACAUCAAGCCUCCCUGCAUGCCUAGGAACGGAUUAGUCAAGAUCCCGGCCCAGUCCAAUGGAUUAGGCUCCGCCAGUAUCACCAAAGGAACCCCAGCCGCUAAAAACCGUCUGUGCCAAUCGUCCUCCAUCCCAACGUCACCUCCUCCACCUCCACCGAACUACAGUGACCUGGUGACUGUGGCCCAGGUGCCAUCAGCCUCUCUGUGUGCAGUGACAGACUCCAUACCACUGCUGGAAUCCAACUCUGACGAGAUCUUGCCAAGUACAUGCCAGUCGUCAGGGUCCAAAAGAAAACUCUCAAUCACUUCGAUGGAAGGACAAUUGCCUAUUUUGGACGAGAAGAUCCUCAACCGACUCUUCUGGUACUUUUCCUCGUGCGAGAGAUGCGUUUUGGCACAAGUGUGUAAAGUAUGGAGAAAGCUGUUGUACCAGGACAAGUUCUGGGAAGGCAUCACUCCCAUUCUCCACGCAAAGGAGUUGUACAAUAUACUUCUCAAUGGGGAAAAGGAAUUUGUCAAUCUGCAAGGAUUUGCCAUUCGGGGUUUUGAUUCCUUCUGCCUGAUUGGAGUGUCGGAUCUGGACAUUUGUGAAUUCAUAGACAACUAUCCUCUGUCCAAGAAAGGCGUGAGGUCUGUGAGCUUGAAACGAUCAACCAUCACAGAUGCAGGACUUGAGGUGAUGUUGGAGCAAAUGCAGGGACUGGCCCACCUGGAACUCUCUGGCUGCAAUGAUUUCACGGAAGCAGGGCUCUGGUCCAGCCUUAACGCACGGAUUACCUCCCUGAGUGUCAGCGACUGCAUCAACGUGGCGGAUGACGCCAUCGCCGCCAUCUCGCAGCUGUUGCCGAACCUUACGGAGCUGAACUUGCAGGCCUACCACGUGACAGACACGGCCAUGGCCUAUUUCACUGCCAAGCAAGGGUACACCACGCACACCCUGCGCCUGAACUCCUGCUGGGAGAUCACCAACCACGGCGUGGUGAACAUGGUGCACAGCCUGCCCAACCUCACUGCACUCAGUCUCUCGGGCUGCUCCAAGAUCACUGACGAUGGCGUGGAGCUGGUUGCGGAAAACCUGCGGAAGCUGCGCUGCUUGGACCUGUCGUGGUGUCCACGCAUCACGGACAUGGCACUGGAGUACAUUGCUUGUGACCUCCACAAGCUAGAGGAGCUGAUAUUGGACAGAUGCGUGAGGAUCACCGAUACAGGACUCGGCUAUCUAUCCACAAUGUCUUCCCUGCGCAACUUGUACCUGAGAUGGUGUUGCCAGGUGCAAGAUUUUGGUUUACAGCAUCUCUUUGGAAUGAGGAGUUUACGAUUACUCUCAUUAGCAGACAACAGGCAAGGAGAAGAAAAGGAGUCCCAAACUUUAUUUUGAUAGCUUCUUGAAAGACUUAUUAUCCAAGGUGAGUAUCGGGAGGUAUGUACAUUCCCCACAUCGUGGGUGGAAAGUGCCCAAAGAACUUUCAAAGGAAGUAAUAGUAGAAGUCACCGUGAAACGCCACAGAGGUACAGCACAAGGUAAGUAAAACCAUUUUAUUUUUAUUUCUCAGAAACUAUUUAUAGUCACACUCCAGCAGCGCUUGGAGUGGUGAGCAUUAUUGCAACCGAUCCUUUCACAGUAAUGACAAAGUGCCUUAUUUCACUCUUGUAGGUGGCAUAAACUCUCUUGGUGCUCUCCUCUCCACGUGCAUAACCUGAACAUCGACCCAUAACUCCUUCAUCACUUCACUCAACAUACUUCCAAUUCCCCCACUCUUCUACUGCUUAUCCGAGCCUUCCUUUCAGCUUAAGCACUGCAUGCAGAAGGCCCAUGCAUGUGCAAUCCCUGCUCACUAUCCAUUCAUAAUCCUGUCCUUCUCCAUCUACAGGAGACGAGAGCAGUCGAUAAAAGGGAGAGAGCUAGAGAGUUUCACUGUUGGCGUUAAACCAGUCAUGUGAUCCUCAUCCAGAUAGAACAGGAAACAACUUAAUUUUUUGGCACAGCAAGAAGGGACUGCUACAGCAAUGGUGAGACGCCAAAGUCCUUUGUGCAGAGUGGCUGGUUAUGGCUUGAACCUUGACAUGUACUGCAAGCAAUUGCAUUUUGGACAACUCUUAAGGUGAACCAGUGCGGUCAAGCUUUGAAUUUGUUAAUACUCCAGCUUCAAUGCCAUUCUAACAUGCCUUUCUCUUGUUUCUAGGUCCCAUUUAGUAGCAAGAACCUCAUCAGCAACCUGCAGAUGAGGGCAACAUCAAUAGGGCAACAUCAGUCCUGAGGAAUCACUGUUCUGCAUCACACAACUUUCACACACCCGCACAGUGACUGAUGCAAGCGAUGUGGGAUGGGUGGCAGUUGUCGACAAUAAGUUACAAGGGGCUUGUACCUAUAAAAUGCAAAGCACAAAUAAACAGGAGCAGCUAUUGAAUGACUUUAAUUUACGUCAUGCACAUGGCACGUUCACUGGCAUGAAACACAUCACAAGCAUCAUCCAAGACCUCUAGAAGAAUGGAGAUCAGUCAACUCAGACUUUCCAAUACAAUAUUGUGUGUAAAAAAUAAAGUUAACAAUCGAGAGGGGAUAAGAGUAUUUGUGACAGCCACUCACAAACUAACUGAGAUACUGGAGGACGAAUCCUGCACCCCAGUAUACAAAUUAAAGAAACAGAAAAUAAAAAGUAUGCUUUCACAAAGCAGCUCCAAGGCACCUCUGGUUUGCUUGAGAUACUGACUGUGGCUCACAUGUUGAUGUAUUUCAUAAAGCAGGCCUGACACAGGUGCCUGUUGUAACGUGAGCAUGGAGCCCCUGGAACCUGUUUCCCAGUUCAAUAUGAUCAGAGAUAAUAUGCAACCUUCCACAUCGCAAAUUGAACCUCUCCUUUAGAACCUGGCCCCAAACAGCAUGCAGAAGCAUCACCAAUAUUGCAUGCGGUGCAUUAUGAACUUGCAUACUCAUGUGCGUGACGUAUCGGAUGCCUUGUCUCCUUUUUCACUACAAGAAAACAGCACCAUCUCAAUGCAUUUCUUACCCUUCUUGCUGCAGCUCAUGUACAAACCUUGUCCAAAUUAAGUGAAACACUGGUGGACUGUAGGUAACCAUGGUAUUUUAUCCCAUUAUGACUCACAGUCUUUUAGAGGUGACUAUGAAAAGAAAGCAAAGGAAAAAAAGCUCUGGAAUAAUUAUGUAUGCAAAUAGAAUACUAAAUGAGAGCAUUUACCUAACCUACAUAACAGCCAGGUAAGAUUAUGAGAUAAUAUUGUCCUCAUUUGGGGAUUAAGAGUUUAAUCCCCACUCUUGUACUCCCCGGGUGUUGGCUUAUUAUUUUCAAAGCGGGGUGAAUGGGGUUAGGAAGGAGCGACAAAUCAGCCGUGAUUGAAUGGCAGAGUAGACUUGAUGGGCUAAUUCUACACCUAUUCCUUAUGACCCUAUGGUAACGCUGUCUUCUUGUU